Messenger RNA from Hypanus sabinus (Atlantic stingray), 1620 nucleotides. RefSeq names its product nuclear factor 7, brain-like. Lineage: Eukaryota; Metazoa; Chordata; Chondrichthyes; Myliobatiformes; Dasyatidae. The coding region runs from base 1 to 1620 and encodes 539 amino acids. Gene Ontology annotation, molecular function: zinc ion binding; protein binding. The record is from RefSeq and is a predicted model, not a curated record. The transcript has 6 exons.
AUGGCUGGUUAUAUGAAACCUGUAGACAGUUACAAGGACAAUGUUACCUGUCCUAUCUGCCUACAGAUAUUUACCUACCCAGUGACUCUUAACUGUAAUCACAGUUUCUGCCUCAAAUGCAUCCAAGAUCAUCUGAAGUACAAGUCAUCAAGUGAUAAUUAUACAUGCCCAGAAUGCCGUGUAGAGUUUGUAGAAAAGCCAAGGUUGCUUAAAAAUCCCACACUAGUUGAAAAAGUCGAAAACCUGUCAAGAUGCCAGGAAAAGAAAAUUGUCUGUGACUACUGCUUUGAGGAACCUGUGCCUGCUGCAAUGAGCUGUAUUCAGUGUGAGACUUUCUAUUGUGUGACACAUCUUCGCCCACACAAUGAACGAGCAUCUCUAAAGGAUCACAUUUUGGUUGAUCCCACAGAAGCUAUAUCUUUGAGGAAAUGUGAAGAGCACAAAGAAGCUCUUAAGCUUUAUUGCAAGCAAGAUCGUGCAAGCAUUUGCAGUCUUUGCAGUAUUAUAGGGAAGCACAAGAGCCACUCGAUCCUGACUAUAGAAGAAGCAAAAACUGAAAUCCAGUUGACUUUUACAGAAAACAUGAAACAGCUUAAUCUUAAGAGGACAAAAGCUGAAGAAGCAGUCGAACAACUGCGGGAAUUGAAUAGUCAGGUGCUAGCAGCAUAUUCUGGGUAUUUGGAAAAAGCUAUACACCAUUAUAAAGAAAUUAAAGCUCUUGUUGAAGAUGAUGAGCAACAGACUUUGCGGUUCAUUGAAGCUGAUCGACAGGCUGCCACUCUGUACAUCGAAACACAAACCAAAGACUGGUUGGAAGAGCUUGAUGAUAUAAAAAGAAUUAUUCAGCACAUAAAUGUCAUUUUAAAUCAAGGUGAUUCAUUCAGGUUUCUAAAGGGAGCAAACUGCAAUGAGUAUCGCAUUAAUGCUCUGCUAAAUAAACAAAUGCCAGGCAUUCAUGAAACUGUGAUUGAUGAUGGCAAACUUUCUUCUUUGAUCAAGUCAAUUGGCAAAUUCGCGAACAGUUUGUCCAAGAAUGACAUUUCGGUCAGAAAAGCUCUCCUGGCAUAUGCAACCACUAUUACUUUUGACCCUGUGACUGCAAAUGAAAAUCUUAUUCUCUCAGAAGACCGAACAGUCAUACGCUACACGGAUGAAAUUAUGAAGGCUCCAUACAGCCCCAAACGAUUUGAUGAUACUUUGUAUGUGCUUGGCUCUCAGGGUUUUACUUUUGGUAAUCAUUAUUGGGAAGUGGUAGUGAAAGGCAAGACUGAUUGGGAGAUAGGUGUUGCUUAUUCAUCUAUACCGAGGAAAGGCAAAUGUUGGUUGGGUCGAAACAAUGUGUCCUGGGCUUUGGAAUGCAGCAAUGACCAAUAUACUGCAUGGCACAAUAACAUACAAUUAAAAGUUACUGCCGACAGAAAACUGAACCGGGUUGGUGUUUAUCUGAAUUAUACAGGGGGAAUGCUUGUAUUUUAUGAUACAGAGAAAAUGGCUGUUUUAGUUUCCUUUUAUCAAAGGUUUACAGAAGCACUUUACCCCAUUCUAAAUCCCUGCAACAACAAAGGAGGAAACUUUGCACCUCUUACUGUCCUACAACUGAAAGGAAUCGGCCAUAUUUAG